AUGCUUCGUCUGUCGUCAUGGAAUCUGAAGUCUCAACAUCACAAUGUAUUGAGGCGCAGUCGCCCUCACAUACACAAGUACCGUGAAUUGAAUCGGUGGCAGAGACAAGCUCAAGGAAUCAGCAAGUGGGAUCAGUCACAUUCCCAUCGACCGCUUCCGUACGUUGAGCGCUUCAACCCCGAAAGCGUUGGGUUAACACGCGGAACCUCUGCCUUUGCUUGGAAGUGGUGGCAUACACAAUACCCGUGGUUACCUAAUGUACCACCAGAGGCUGCACAAAUAGAUGAGGCACAGAAACAGGAAAGGAGGUCCCACCGCCCACCGGCAUGGGACGAUGAAUUUGCAAAAGUUGUAUUGAACAUGAAUGACGCAGAGAUCCGGGAGUAUCUUAUGAGUAAACUAACUGACGUGAUCUUUUUGGAGACGCAGCGGGAUGGAUAUGAGCUUCGGCGGCUCGAUUUCGAAGGGAAGCCACUCACAUCACUUCCGGAGCCAAGGAUUAUCGAAAAUUUUGUACUGGAGGAAGAAACGAUUCGGGAGCGUGUCAUUUACCAGGUAGUGGAAGGCGUUUUUCGCCUCAGCCCCACUUCGGCCGACAGGCGUGAACUGCGAAGUGUAGCGAACAUCAUUGAUUAUGUCCUUACGCAUGUGCGGGCCGCGCGCCCAACGGACCGAGAACGAAGACAAGAACGACCCAUCACCUCAGCGGCACUGGCGGUCAUGCAGAAGUGCCCCAUUCAACCACAACUGGGCUUUGUCCAUGCAUUGCCUCAUGACACACGGGACGCGUUGCUUCAAGAGUGGGAGCGUAUGCACCAUCUUGAUUGGCAGUUCGGGAAAGCAGUCUACACGCCGCGAAGCAAGGAAAAUGUGCGCGGGAAUCUUACAUGGCUUCGGGAAGACCGACACUACGACCAGCGGAUGAAGUUCAUGCAAGAAGUGGAAAGUGGAGAGGCGAGAGCGAAACAUAUGAAAUUGAUAGCGGCAGCAGCGGGUAACUAG
This is a messenger RNA of Trypanosoma brucei brucei TREU927, 1002 nucleotides long. RefSeq lists its product as hypothetical. Lineage: Eukaryota; Euglenozoa; Kinetoplastea; Trypanosomatida; Trypanosomatidae. The transcript has a single exon. Bases 1 to 1002 code for a protein of 333 amino acids. The record is from RefSeq and is a predicted model, not a curated record.